AUGUCUGCAUUUGUUCUCAUCUUUAGCAAUGAUCGUUUCGUACGCUCUCUCGCGCUCGGCGCAACUGCGAAGCAGAAGGGUUCUGACGCCAAAGUGAACCCAAUGAUGCAGUUAGCCAAUAAUUGCGAUCCCCCGAUCCUUACGAGCGACUCAAGGGCGAGCCCUUUGACAGAAGAGGUCAUCGCCUCACACUAUCUGUCACAAAGCUAA
This is a messenger RNA of Plenodomus lingam JN3, 210 nucleotides long. Lineage: Eukaryota; Fungi; Ascomycota; Dothideomycetes; Pleosporales; Leptosphaeriaceae. The record is from RefSeq and is a predicted model, not a curated record.